AUGUCUUCACCUGCUCUGAAAUCUGGAAAAAUAAGUGCUUAUGCAGCAGUGAAAGUAGACCCCGAAAGUGACUAUUGUACUCCUGGAGCGUUUGAUUUGGAAAGGCUCUUCUGGAAAGGUAGCCCAAAAUACACCCAUGUUAAUGAAGUCUGGCCCAACCUCUACAUAGGAGACGAAAAAACUGCACUUGAUCGGUACAGCCUUGAGAAAGCUGGCUUCACCCAUGUCCUCAACGCAGCCCAUGGACGAUGGAAUGUGGAUACGGGGCCCAACUACUACAAUGACAUGGCCAUUGAGUACUAUGGAGUGGAGGCAGAUGACCUCCCCACCUUCAAUCUGAGCCAGUUCUUCUACUCUGCUGCAGAGUUCAUCGAUAAAGCACUCCAGAAUGAGACCAACAAAAUCCUGGUCCACUGUGCCAUGGGGCGCAGCCGCUCAGCAGCCUUGGUCUUAGCCUACCUGAUGAUUUACAAGCACAUGACGGUGGUUGAUGCUAUAGGUCAGGUGCUCAAGCACAGAUGCAUCCUCCCGAACCGUGGGUUCCUGAAACAGCUCAGAGAACUGGAUAUAAAGCUGGCCUUGGAAAGGAAAAAUGGCACCAACAGGAUCAACGGUAGCAGAGAGAAGGAGGCCAGCACAGAGAUUUAA
Python bivittatus (Burmese python) is the source of this 648-nucleotide messenger RNA. RefSeq names its product dual specificity phosphatase 29 (gene DUSP29). Gene Ontology annotation, cellular component: cytoplasm. Gene Ontology annotation, biological process: protein dephosphorylation; negative regulation of MAPK cascade. NCBI's taxonomy places the organism in Eukaryota, Metazoa, Chordata, Lepidosauria, Squamata, Pythonidae. Gene Ontology annotation, molecular function: MAP kinase phosphatase activity; protein tyrosine/serine/threonine phosphatase activity. The record is from RefSeq and is a predicted model, not a curated record.